This is a messenger RNA of Caenorhabditis elegans, 1111 nucleotides long. It is a transcript of the gene sir-2.2, whose product is annotated as NAD-dependent protein deacylase sir-2.2. Gene Ontology annotation, molecular function: zinc ion binding; NAD binding; NAD-dependent protein lysine deacetylase activity. Gene Ontology annotation, cellular component: mitochondrial matrix; mitochondrion. NCBI's taxonomy places the organism in Eukaryota, Metazoa, Nematoda, Chromadorea, Rhabditida, Rhabditidae. The record is from RefSeq and is marked reviewed. Gene Ontology annotation, biological process: chromatin remodeling.
GCGACAAAUUAGUGUCAAAAAACGUGAACCCAUUCGAUCACAUAACAUUUUGAACUUCAAGAAAAUCACACAAUCGAUAAAUGAUGAAGUAUGGCAUGGCUCAAAAGUUUGUACCGGAGGCCGCCGAGCUCUGUGAAAAUUCCUUGAAAAAGUUCAUAUCUUUGAUUGGAACAGUGGACAAGCUGCUUGUCAUCUCUGGAGCAGGAAUAUCUACAGAAUCUGUUCCAGGUAUCCCAGAUUACCGCUCGAAAGAUGUGGGGCUGUACGCAAGAAUUGCACACAAGCCAAUUUAUUUUCAAGAUUACAUGAGGUCCAACCGUUGUAGACAAAGAUACUGGUCUCGCAAUUUUUUAGCCUGGCCGAGAUUUGGUCAAGCUGCUCCUAACAUCAAUCACUACGCACUAUCGAAAUGGGAAGCUUCCGAUAGAUUCCAAUGGUUAAUCACACAAAACGUGGAUGGGCUUCACUUAAAAGCGGGCUCAAAAAUGGUAACGGAACUUCAUGGCAGUGCUCUUCAAGUAAAAUGUACAACAUGUGAUUACAUUGAAUCAAGACAAACGUACCAAGACCGACUUGAUUACGCAAAUCCUGGGUUUAAAGAAGAACACGUGGCUCCAGGAGAGCUGGCGCCAGAUGGUGACAUUAUUCUACCGUUGGGAACUGAGAAAGGUUUCCAAAUUCCCGAGUGCCCAAGUUGUGGGGGACUUAUGAAGACAGAUGUCACGUUUUUUGGAGAGAACGUUAACAUGGACAAAGUCAAUUUUUGUUACGAGAAAGUGAAUGAAUGUGAUGGGAUUUUAUCACUUGGCACGUCGUUGGCGGUGUUAUCUGGAUUUCGGUUUAUCCAUCAUGCUAACAUGAAGAAGAAACCAAUUUUCAUAGUCAAUAUAGGACCUACAAGAGCUGAUCACAUGGCGACGAUGAAGUUAGAUUAUAAAAUCUCUGACGUUUUAAAAGAAAUGUAGACUAAGACGUGUAGUUUUGGAAUUUGAUAAUAUUGUGUUGACGACAGUUUUUUGGGUACUUUCCGUUUGUAUUUUGAAACUUUUUUUUAUUGUUUGAAUAGAAUGGCAAUUUGUUUCAUGUUAAUUGGAAUAAACAAUUUUUGAUG